This is a messenger RNA of Hibiscus syriacus, 693 nucleotides long. RefSeq lists its product as uncharacterized. The record is from RefSeq and is a predicted model, not a curated record. NCBI's taxonomy places the organism in Eukaryota, Viridiplantae, Streptophyta, Magnoliopsida, Malvales, Malvaceae. Gene Ontology annotation, molecular function: nucleic acid binding. The transcript has 4 exons. The coding region runs from base 1 to 693 and encodes 230 amino acids.
AUGGUUCCCUCCAUAGCCAGGCUUCGCCGGAGCAGCAGCCAAGCCCUCGAGAGAGGUUUUUCUCGUUGUAUGACCAUGAGAUCUGUUGAUAAACCAUUAAUAGUCAUUGAACCUGAGAUUGAGCAAUUGUCCAGAUGCGUGCCAGAGACUAAUGGACAAGCUCAGGUCUUUAACCAUGAGAUCAAGCAAAUACUUGAGAAGGUGGUCAACCCAAUAAGAAAAUAUUGGUCACCAAAGUUCGAUGAGGCACUGUGGGCUUAUCGUACAACAUUUAAAAUGCCACUAGGGAUGUCUCCAUUCAAGUUAGUUUAUGGAAAAUCAUGUCAUUUGCCCGUGGAACUAGAACACAAGGCAUUUUGGGACAUCAAGAAACUCAAUAUGGAUGCACAGCUUGCUGGAGAAAGGAGGUUGUUGGAGCUAAAUGAGAUGGAAGAAUUUAGAGCUCAAGCAUAUGAAAACACCCAUCUCUACAAAGAAAAGAAGAAAAAAGUGGCACGACAGAAAAAUUUUGCCAUGGUAAUUUUUUCCAGGCCAAUAAGUACUACUCUACAACUCAAGGCUCAAGUUGUUUCUAGGCAAGCUGAAAUCCAGGUGAAUGGUCAAAGAUUGAAGGCGUACAACAGAGCACCAAUCCUGCGUGACAAAUCGGAGUUGCUACUCCAUGAUUCCCAAGAGUUUGCUUCUCUUCCCUGA